AUGGUCAGCAUCGACAACCAUGACGACCCUAUCACGGCCACCCGUCCAGCCAUUGCGCCUCACGUAUCGGACCCCCCCGGUGUUCAGCAUUUCGCCAGCCCCUUGCGCCAUCACAAGCGUAAACCGAGCACCCAUCACGAAGUCAAGGAAACCCUGGAUGCACAUGUGGAAUUUAUGAGUGAUGAAACGGAUGGAAGGACGCAUCACCGCAUCAACCAAUAUGUGAUUCAAGACGAAAUCGGCCGAGGCUCCUUUGGCAGUGUUCACUUGGGGACUGAUCAGUUCGGCACUGAAUACGCUAUCAAGGAAUUCUCGAAAGUCCGCUUACGCAAGCGAGCACAGUCCAAUAUACUCAAGCAAGGACCCCAUCGGCCACUGAGGCGCUCUGGGCUCGAUGCCCCUCUCACGCCAUGGUCGAGUGGCGGCAGCGCUCGUGCUGGCGAAAAGGACGACGCUUUGUAUCUCAUCCGGGAGGAGAUUGCCAUCAUGAAGAAGCUGAACCAUCCCAACCUCGUGCAGCUCAUCGAGGUACUGGACGACCCUGAGGAGGACUCGCUUUAUAUGGUUAUGGAAAUGUGCAAAAAGGGCGUGGUGAUGAAGGUCGGUCUCGAUAAAGAUGCGACGCCUUAUGAUGAGGAAGCUUGCCGGCAUAUGUUCCGUGACCUUGUCUUGGGAAUCGAAUACUUACACGCACAAGGCGUCAUUCACAGGGACAUCAAGCCAGAUAACCUUCUCCUCUCGGAAGACGACGUGCUCAAGGUGGUGGACUUUGGCGUCUCCCAAAUGUUUGAAAGGUCGAGCGAGAUGCGGACCGCCAAAUCCGCAGGCUCGCCCGCCUUCCUGCCGCCAGAGCUGUGUGGUAAGCAUUCUGAAGUAUCCGGAAAGGCAGCCGAUAUUUGGUCAAUGGGUGUUUCACUAUUCUGCCUCAAGUACGGCCGCAUACCGUUCAACAGGGAUGGCAUGCUGGCGAUGUACGAGGCGAUCAAGAGUGACGAGCCGCGGAUACCAGAAGACGAAUCACCGCUUCUGAUAGACUUGUUCCGCAGAAUCUUGGAGAAGGAUCCUGAGAAGCGCAUUGCAAUGCCAGAACUGCGGGCACAUCCUUGGGUCACCAAGGAGGGCGCUGACCCUCUUCUGUCGGCUGAGGAAAACUGCGCGCAUCAUGUCGACCCCCCAAACGAGCUCGAGCUCAACCACGCAUUCACGCGCAAGAUGAAUCACCUCAUGUGCGUGAUGAAGGUGCUCCAACGCUUCAAAGCCCUCAGUGCUAGGCGGCGAGCUAGAGUCCACGGCAUCAGCUCAAGCUCGGCAGUGAGGAUGCAGUCAGACGGGGAAAGCUUUGACGCCGCUGCAGAGAAGGAAAGGGCGGAAGAGAUUGAGGCACUGAUGGAAAAGCGGCGGCGUGUGCAAGCAACAGAAAAGGACGCGGCGGAGGAGAGGGCAGGUGCCAGCGACGCGGACAAGCCACAAGCGCACGAUGUGGGCGAUCAGGAGCCGCUCUUUCUGGGCAUUGGCACCGGGUCCCGGGAUGAUUUUGCCAUGGAUGAGGCGACACCCAACAUUGUGGCCGACUCGCCCACGGCCGUGGACUUUGACGUGUACGACCAAGCCUACCUGAACGCCGUUCAGGAGAGGCUCAAUGCCACAACGCAGGGCAAGCCAACUCUAUACUUGACACGCUUCGUCAGAAACAAGGAGAACGUCCAAAAAUUGGGGGCCUUGAUUGACGGUACGGGUUUGCCCACACCGUCCACUUCCAAACUUGCCGAUCUGGUAUCGAAAAUGGGUGUUUCGAGCUCGGGUGUCAAGUCCGAAGCGAACCCAAGCUCCAGUGCUUGA
This is a messenger RNA of Emericellopsis cladophorae, 1839 nucleotides long. RefSeq names its product Calcium/calmodulin-dependent protein kinase kinase-like protein. The transcript has 6 exons. Gene Ontology annotation, biological process: protein phosphorylation; intracellular signal transduction. Gene Ontology annotation, cellular component: cytoplasm. The record is from RefSeq and is a predicted model, not a curated record. Bases 1 to 1839 code for a protein of 612 amino acids. Lineage: Eukaryota; Fungi; Ascomycota; Sordariomycetes; Hypocreales; Bionectriaceae. Gene Ontology annotation, molecular function: ATP binding; protein serine/threonine kinase activity.